AUGACAAUUACUUUACGUUGGGGUAUUUUAGGUGCAGGAAACAUUUCUUCACAAUUUGUGUUUGAUUUACUUUUAAGUAAUGAGCGUAAAUCCGAAACUCAUCAUGUUGUUGGUAGUAUUGGUUGUUCCAACAAGCAAAAGGGACAAGAUUUUAUUACUGCCAAUAAGAUAACUGAAGCUAACAACUAUGGAGUUGUUCCAGUUGUUCAAUCGUACCAAGAGCUUUACGACAAUCCCGACAUUGAUAUUGUUUACAUUGGAACCCCUCAUACUUACCACCGGGAACAAGCAAUUGGUUGUCUCAAUGGAAACAAACAUGUGCUUUGCGAAAAACCAAUGACUGUCAACAAGAAGGAAGCUGAAGAAUUAUUUGCCUUGGCUAAAUCGAAAAAGAAAUUCUUUAUGGAAGCUGUAUGGACCAGAUUUUUCCCAGCCGUUAAGGAGUUGAGACAAAAAGUGUAUGAUGAAAAAGUUAUUGGAGAAGUUCAUAGAUUAUUUGCAGACUUUAGUUAUUAUGCUGAUGUGACCAAGUUACCUACCAGUUCUCGUGUUAGAGAUAGAACCUUGGCAGCAGGUGCGUUAUUAGAUAUUGGUAUUUACCCACUUACUUAUUCAAGAAUUCUUUUAGAUGAUAAAGUUGGUGACGAACAUACCAAAUUUGAAUUUAAAUCGUUCAUGACAUUAGACCCAGUUGAUAAAGUUGACCACCUUUCUUCCAUCAUUAUCAAAUACGAAAAUGGUAAACAUGCAAUUUUGUCUACCUCGGAAUUAAUUGAUGGUCCAAAGGCAUACAUUCGUCUUGAAGGUACUAAAGGUUGGGCGGAAAUGUAUAGUGAUAAUCCAGCCAGAGCCAAGCAUUUCAAAAUUUUCUUUAAAGAUGGUAGAGAACCAAUCGAGUAUAAGGAUGAAUCAGGAUACAAUGGAUUUAUCUAUGAAGCCAAUGCUAUUGCACAAGACAUUAGUGAUGGUAAAUUAGAAAAUGAUACUAUUCCACAUGCUGAAACUCUUUUAGUUAUGGGUGUUAUGGAUCAAAUUAGAAAGGAAAAUGGGUUAGUGUAUGAUCAAGAUAAUUAG
This is a messenger RNA of Spathaspora passalidarum NRRL Y-27907, 1074 nucleotides long. RefSeq lists its product as uncharacterized. The record is from RefSeq and is a predicted model, not a curated record. Gene Ontology annotation, molecular function: nucleotide binding. The transcript has a single exon. The coding region runs from base 1 to 1074 and encodes 357 amino acids. Lineage: Eukaryota; Fungi; Ascomycota; Pichiomycetes; Serinales; Debaryomycetaceae.